Carassius carassius (crucian carp) is the source of this 2290-nucleotide messenger RNA. RefSeq names its product coiled-coil domain-containing protein 157. The transcript has 11 exons. Lineage: Eukaryota; Metazoa; Chordata; Actinopteri; Cypriniformes; Cyprinidae. The record is from RefSeq and is a predicted model, not a curated record. The coding region runs from base 462 to 1562 and encodes 366 amino acids.
UAGGUUGAAAAUUAAAUGUAUUGUUAGUUUCCGGUCGGAGCUGUAUCCCUUCUUUCCUGAGGAGAGAGCUCACUACAUUACCCAUAAGCCCUCUGUUGUUCCGGAAGUGACGUAAAAUAUACUGGCUCCUGGAUUUAAACUGAAAUGGACACUGGUCCCAUGAAUAGAGGAGUUUAGACAAAAUAGCACCUUUAAUUACCAUUUUUAUGAGAGGACAUAUGUUAGUGACGUUUCUUUAAAAUGACCGGUCUCGCGCGUGUGUUUUGAAGCGUUAUUUCAGUCGUUUGUUUCCUAAAGCUGAAACGCUCUUCUUCAUUAUAUCAGGUGUCCUUUACCUUUCGCUGUAACCUCACCUGUCACCUGUCAUCAUUCCCGUUGGCUCUAACGUUACGUGUCUUUAGAACGCAGGCUGGGUUUAAGGCUUGUAUUUUAAUCGAUAAAUUGAUUAUCAGCCGCUCAGUAUGAACUGGGAUCAACAGUUGAGCUCCAUCAUCUCCGAGGCUGAUGGAAGUGUCGCAAAAAUGAGAGAACGCCUUACUGCGCAUAGAAGAUCUUACAGAGGGACAGAAGAUGUGUUUCCGGUCAGAGAGGUCACAUCCGGUGUUGAUCUGAAGCCGUCUGCGGUUCAGUGGUCAGAUCUGACCGCCAUCCAAACACAAUUACAGCAGCAGAGUCAGGCCAUUGAGACUUUAACACAGAGUCUUCGAUUACUGGAAAGAGAACGAAAUGCUCAGCAAAGACAAAUACAAACAUUACAAGAGGAGCAGAAGAGACUUCAGGAUAAACUGGAGGAGAGAGAGCAGGACGCGGGUCGGAGAUCACUGAGUCCUGGACCGGACCGACGGAUCGAGCAGUGGAAGAGAGAGUUGGAUCGAGAGCUGAGCAGUCUGAGAGCGCAGAUCAACCGUGCCGCGACUCUAGGAAACCAGGAAGAAAGUUUCAGCUCUAAACUGCGCAGAGAAGAACUGGAGCAGCUCAGGAGAGAGGUGGACAUCCUUAAAAACAAACUUAUGCGGCAGGAGGAAGAUACGUUCCAGCUCCGGUCAGAGGCCAGAGAAACAAGGAGACAGUAUGAACACAGCUCUAAGACGUUGGAAAGUUUUACAGAUUCAUACCGAACGCACAGUUUUGAUCUCGCUCGGAUGGUGUCACAGUAUCAGCACACGCAACAGGAAGUGCGUGACCUCAGAGUCACUGUCUCAGAGCUGAAGGACGAGGUGCGAGGUCUGGUCCUGAGAGAAACCCUCCCUACACCUGCACCUCUAGCACACAAACCAGUGGUAACUGUGAAGACAAGCCCGCAGAGACGCGUGUCGUCAGGGUCCGAUGAUGAUUUCAGUCCCACCCCCAGUCUGGGUGAGAUCAGCUCAGAUGAGUUAGAUGCAUCAUGGCUGGAUGAACCAGAGCCACAAACCAGGAGGAGGCGCCGGCGUGUCCGUUUAAAUUCAGAUCUUACAGGAAGUGACCUCAGCGACGCUGGAAGUGGGCUCGAUAGUAACCUUGGCAAUGAUGCUGAAGGAGUUUCAGACAGUCCUCCAGAUCUCAGUCUCAGUGACCUCUGACCUUAAAGGUUAAUAAAUCUAUGUGCUGCUAUUAGAAGGAAAUAGAAACCUUAGUCUUGUGUUGAUGCAAGAAGGUAGGUUUAAAGAGUGUAACGGACAGUUUACUUGUCAUGAAGCCCCGGACUGUGCUAUUUAUGCCAUAAUUGAUCUAUACAUUCAUGUUAAAUCAAGACCAUGGGCACAGAGUUUUGGCAGUAUUUUAUGACUGACACACAUUGCUCACAGAGUCUUUAUAGGCUUUGCAAGUAUUGCACAUAUUUGCAAUAACGCAAAAAGAGUGUUUUCAAUAUGAACAUGCAUCACAUACAGUAACCUCCAUUUAGUCCAAAACAGUUUGACUCCAGCAUGUGUACAUGUUGUAAAUGUAGUUGCAGGCAGUAUUUGGAGAAUGUUUGUCACAGUAAGACCAGAAAUAUGUAUUAAGAAAGUAAAUCGUCAAUUUAAUUUCAUGUUGACAAAAACAAGUUACCUUUUUACCACUUAAAAUAAGUCUAUAGCAUUGUCCAAGUGUCCAAGUGUUAUGCGCCAAAUUUCAAAAAGGGACAGUUUAGUGUAUUUUAAAGACUUUUAUUAAUAAAAAAAAAAAGAACAGUGUGUAAGAAACACUUUAAAUGCACUUCCACAAGUUAUUACACAAAGUAAAAAACACACAUCCAUCAGCCAACAAACCACAAGGAUGAAAAUACUGUAUUGAUGUUUUAUCAAUCAAUAACAUUUUUUAAAUGCUA